Messenger RNA from Paramisgurnus dabryanus, 891 nucleotides. Its product is annotated as L-rhamnose-binding lectin CSL3-like. The record is from RefSeq and is a predicted model, not a curated record. Gene Ontology annotation, molecular function: carbohydrate binding. Lineage: Eukaryota; Metazoa; Chordata; Actinopteri; Cypriniformes; Cobitidae.
UGAUUGUUAUAAAUACCAGGAGUUGCUAUGAGUUAGUUGCCUUGGUCAUAAUCAAGCUGCAAUAAAAGGAUUUGUGGUUUUUCACACACGUGCACGUUUAAAAUGCUGGUACCAAAACCAAGCUGGAUUACUCUGCUGCUGUUUCUCUGCCAGCAUGGUGUAAUGGGAAGGAAUGCCUUGGUAUGUGAGGAUGACACUGCAAACCUCCUGUGUCCCACGGGUUACAUUAAAGUCUCUGAAGCCAACUAUGGGCGGACCGACAGGACAAUAUGCUCUGAGGAGAAACCAGAGAGUCAGAUAUCCAAUGUUCAUUGCAUCCAAGAAACAUCCCUCCAUAAGAUGUCCCUUAGAUGUGACGGGAAAAAAAGCUGCUCUGUUCCUGCAAAGAACUCAAUUUUCUCCGACCCGUGUCAUGGAAUUUAUAAAUACCUUGAUGUGACCUACGAGUGUAUCCCUAGUAAAAGAGCUGUUAUCUGUGAACAUAACCAAAAUGAAAUUUCAUGUGAUACUGGUGUUAUACUGAUUCAAUAUGCUAAUUAUGGACGGAGAGACCGAAUAACCUGCCCUAAUCAACAUGCAGGACACGACUGUUAUUCUUCUCAGAUUAAACGCCUUCAAUUGAGCUGCAAUGGAAGGAGGACAUGCACUCUUUUUGCUUCGAAUUCGGUCUUUGGUGACCCAUGUUAUGGUACUUUUAAGUACUUGGAGGUGACUUACAGCUGUAAGUAAAGCCGCGUGAACCAGGUGACUAGACGUCUUUAAUGGAGGAAUUCUGCUGGUGAUGAAUCAACAUUUUAUUAAAAGCUUUUUAAAAUGAAUUGAGUUGAUUUGUAAGUUGGCCUUUUUAUUCAUUUAUUGAUCACAUCAUACAUUGUAAUAAUAAAGAGCAUG